CUUCACCUGCACUCACGCCAGGAACAAGCUGCCUUUCUUGUCAGGGGAAACCCCCCCCCCCCUCCCUAGGAUAUCAUAAUAUAAUGUUAUCUUUGUGUCGACCGCCAAUGCAUCAACUCAAUCGUCUCCCUUUGGCCCUCCGUACGGCAGAUGUUCCUUUACAUGCGUAUCUGCUUCGUAGAUGGCUCACUAAAUACUGGGGCAAUAACCUCGUCUAGAUGAGGCCUGGUUGAGUUACUGAUUGACCCGUUGCCCUCGUCUCUUUUGCAGGCGAUCAGAGUUUGGCGUGUUAACAGAUGCAUAUCCCAGAACUGGUUUGAGCCCCAUUAUUAACCGGUCUAUCGGGAAGUUGAGUCGCGGCAGUCGUUCCUCAUUUGUGAUUUCGCAGUAAUGUGGCGAGAGUUUCAGAACGUUGACUCAGCCCUUGUGUUGCUCUGCCGCUUUGCUUCCCAGGUGUGCGUGUGUGGGAGAAGGAAGAACUUCGGUUAUAAAUGACUCAUUAAACCUCGAGAAGCCGAGAGGGAACAGCGAGGAAGCCAGAAUCUGAAAAUGGGGUCCGACUUCAACCAGAAGGAUAAAGGCUUUAUGAUUGCUGAUCCCAGACCAGCAGGCUACUACGUCCAGGCCGCACAGAACAGGACUGUGAAAGAUCUGCUCACCAUGAGACGGAGGUGGAACUGCUCACUGGACGACACGAAUUCGCCGCAUGCAUUUAAAUAUGCGAAAUGCGAGAAUCCUGCCCUGCUGGGCCGCCCUGCACCGGCGAACUCCCACUUCACCAAUCACCUGUUCGCCCCCGGCCCCGAGAGCGCUGCGCAUCAGCAUCCGGCGCCGUGCGCGCAGGCGGCCCCGGAGUUCACUCUGUUCGACUGGCAAAUCCAGCGGGAGAUGCAGAGGGUCGGAGGGGUUUCCCCCGAGCUGCUCGCCAUGCAGGACGCCGACAAAGACACGUUUCUCCACAUCGCCGUGGCCCAAGGUCAGCGGGCCCUGGCUUACGCGCUGGCAACGCAGAUGGCUCGAUGUGGCUCUCUGGACAUAAAGGAACACAACGGACAGACUGCUCUGCAGAUCGCAGCCGCCACCGACCAGCACCUGAUAGUCCGCGACCUGCUGACACACGGGGCCAAGGUCAACACGCGGGACUUCUGGGGACGCUCUCCUUUGCACCUGUGUGCCGAGAAAGGACACUUUCUCAGCCUUCAGAGCAUCAGGAGGACGCUGGCGGGGAGGGGGGAGCCCGUUGACGUCGAGAUGUUCAACUACGAUGGUCUGACCCCCCUGCACACGGCGCUGUUGUCUCACAACGCCGUCGUCAAAGAGCUGCGGACCCCGGCGAGCCUCUGCUCGCACAGGGCCGAGGAGCUGCUGCAGAGGAAGCAGAGGUCUUUGGAGUGCAUCCGGACUCUGCUGCUCAUGGGCGCUUCCUGUGGCACCAAGGACCUGAAGAGCGGACGGACGUGUCUCCACAUGGCCUCUGAGGAGGCCAACGUCGAGCUGCUGAAGGUCCUCCUCGCGCAGCCGUCCUCGCCGUCGCUCGUCAGCUCCCAGACCUUCAGUGGAAACACGGCGCUGCACGUCGUCUGCUCUUUGCAAAACCACGGCGCCCAAGCGGAGGCAGCCAAGCUGCUGGUGAGGAGCGGCGCCGACCCCGGGGCCCGGAACAUCGAGAACGAAGUGCCGUCUCAGCUAGUGCCACGAGGACCCGGUGGUGAAAAGGUGCGGAAGAUCCUGAAAGGAAAAUAUUUAAACAUUUAAAAAGCAGCUCAAAAACACUGUCAGUCAGACGGUCCAAUCUAUCCUAUUAUUUGCCCACACAAGGCAGAUGCUGGUUGUUUCUGUGAAACAUGUCAUUGUUCAUUACUAUGUAAUGUCCAAAGAAAAAUGGAAUUCUUUUUUUAACCCACUUUUGUGUAAUAGGAAUCAAGCUGUUAUGUUUAAGAUUGAAUUACAUGUAUUAAUGCUGUCACGCUCUUUCAUAUUUAUGCCGGAUUAAAUCGUGGGUUUUCUUUUUUUCUUUCUUUUUUUGAUUUUGAUUAAGUUGUUUGAAGAGGUUUAACCAUGUUUCAUUUCUGCAUAUAUUGGUUUAUUCUUUCAUCUUGAUCUGAAAACGUUCAUUGUACAUGUAGUUUAAAAUAUUGGAGGUAAUUAUUUUGUGUUUAUUUUCUUGUUUAGAAUAAGUUCAUGGAUUUUCCUUACGGUUUGAUAUUGUAUUUAAUGUAACUGUACUACAUUUUAUAGUUAAUAGUAGAUUGUUCUAUAUUACAUCAGAAAAUAGUUUAAACAUAUUUUGAUAUUCAGUAAUACUGUAACUGUUAAUUUUGAAUUGUUUAGUUGAAGGUUAUGGAAAUCUUUUGAUGGGGCAUAUUGAGUAAAAAUUAUGCAGAAAAAAAAUACAUUUUACAGAGAAUAUAUUUUGGUCUUUAACUUAAAGGGAGAUCUUACAUUUAUUUUAUUUCCACUUAAACAAGAUAAUCUAAAUGACAGAGUAUUAAAGAUGUUUCUUGUCUGUUGAGGUUGAUUUCAAUGAAUGAUUCAGUUUUGUUUUCAUCACUGUUCCUGCGUCGCUUACCGUCUCAAUGGGAUAUUUAAAGGAGAUCAUAUAGAUUUUGGAGAUGUUGUGAUAGAUAUCCAACAAGCUGAGUUAUAAGAUGAAUGUUUUUUUGAGUUUGGGUUCCCUUUAAAUGUAAUGUGUCCAUCAAUAUCUUCUUUGUGCAAAGUGAAAAUAAAGCAACAGUAUAUUUAGAUUUAAUUUAAGUUAAUACUG
Molecule: messenger RNA, 2764 nt
Organism: Pungitius pungitius (ninespine stickleback)
Lineage: Eukaryota; Metazoa; Chordata; Actinopteri; Perciformes; Gasterosteidae
Gene: nfkbiz
Product: nuclear factor of kappa light polypeptide gene enhancer in B-cells inhibitor, zeta
Exons: 10
Coding region: 550-1755 (401 amino acids)
Biological process (GO): regulation of gene expression
Cellular component (GO): nucleus
Molecular function (GO): protein binding
Source: RefSeq, a predicted model, not a curated record